Molecule: messenger RNA, 195 nt
Organism: Loa loa (African eye worm)
Lineage: Eukaryota; Metazoa; Nematoda; Chromadorea; Rhabditida; Onchocercidae
Exons: 1
Source: RefSeq, a predicted model, not a curated record
AUGCACAUACAUACACACGUAUACACACACAUACACAUACACAUAUACACACAUACAUACAAACACACAGCAGGAAUACUUGCAAACAAUGGAAGUAAUCUCUUAAGAGCUCAUUAUUAUUAUAAGAGGUGGAGCGGGGAGGGGAAGGAAAUCGUGGAACAGCGGGGUACUUCAUGUAAUAACUCUACUUAUGUG